GCGGGGACGCGGGGACGGAGACGCGGGGACGGGACGCAGCCGCUCCCCCCGCACCGGCGCGUCCGGCCCGAGCGCGCGUCCUCCGGGGCUGCGGGCGGGGCGCCAGGAUCGAUCUCCUGAAGUUUAACUUUUCAAGAUGAAGUUUGUAUUGGUGGUGGCCUUUUUUAUUUUAAUUUCCUUGUGUGUUGAAGAAGCCUGUUCUAAAGAGAAGUCGUCAAAGAAAGGGAAGGGGAAAAAGAAGCAGUACCUAUGCCCAUCGCAGCAGUCAGCCGAGGACCUUGCCCGAGUACCGGCCAACUCCACCAGCAACAUCCUGAACAGGCUAUUGGUCAGUUACGAUCCCAGGAUUAGACCAAAUUUCAAAGGCAUUCCUGUUGAUGUAGUUGUAAACAUUUUUAUCAACAGUUUUGGAUCCAUUCAAGAGACAACAAUGGAUUAUAGAGUCAACAUCUUCCUGAGACAGAAGUGGAACGACCCCAGACUGAAGCUGCCUAGUGAUUUCCGGGGCUCGGAUGCCCUGACGGUGGACCCCACGAUGUACAAGUGUCUGUGGAAACCUGAUUUAUUUUUUGCAAAUGAAAAAAGUGCCAAUUUUCAUGAUGUAACCCAGGAAAAUAUCCUCCUCUUUAUUUUUCGGGAUGGAGAUGUCCUCGUCAGCAUGAGGCUAUCUAUUACUCUUUCGUGCCCUUUGGACUUGACCUUGUUUCCCAUGGAUACACAGCGUUGCAAGAUGCAACUUGAGAGCUUUGGUUACACAACUGAUGACUUACGAUUUAUCUGGCAGUCAGGGGAUCCUGUUCAAUUAGAAAAAAUUGCCUUGCCUCAAUUUGAUAUUAAAAAGGAAGAUAUUGAAUAUGGUAACUGUACAAAAUACUAUAAAGGCACUGGGUACUACACGUGCGUGGAGGUCAUCUUCACCCUGAGGAGGCAGGUGGGCUUCUACAUGAUGGGCGUCUACGCCCCAACCCUGCUCAUUGUGGUUCUGUCCUGGCUUUCCUUCUGGAUCAACCCCGAUGCCAGUGCUGCCAGAGUGCCCCUGGGAAUCUUCUCAGUGCUCAGCUUGGCCUCUGAGUGCACAACCCUGGCUGCGGAACUUCCCAAGGUGUCCUACGUGAAGGCUUUGGACGUGUGGCUCAUCGCGUGUCUCCUCUUCGGCUUCGCGUCCCUGGUGGAGUACGCGGUCGUCCAGGUGAUGCUCAAUAACCCCAAGAGAGUUGAAGCAGAAAAAGCCAGAAUUGCCAAGGCUGAGCAAGCAGACGGGAAGGGCGGGAGUGCGGCUAAGAAGAACACCGUGAAUGGCACGGGCACACCUGUUCACAUCAGCACCUUGCAGGUUGGAGAGACCAGAUGCAAAAAGGUUUGUACAUCCAAGUCUGAUCUGAGAUCUAACGACUUCAGCAUCGUGGGAAGCUUACCAAGAGAUUUUGAAUUGUCCAAUUAUGACUGCUAUGGAAAACCCAUUGAGGUCAACAACGGACUUGGGAAAUCCCAGGCCAAGAGCAACAAGAAGCCGCCUCCUGCCAAACCCGUUAUUCCGACGGCAGCGAAGAGGAUCGAUCUUUACGCAAGAGCGUUGUUUCCUUUCUGCUUCUUAUUCUUCAACGUUAUCUACUGGUCUAUAUAUUUAUGAUAAACCUUUUCCAUUCAUAUAAAGUCAAGUCCCAUUGCAUUGUGAACAACCUCGUUCAUUAAUGCCAACCUGUGAACAUUCUUUGCAUUUUCAUAGCAAUAUAUUGCAUUUUGGAUGCCAUUGGAGUGUAAUACAAAUAUGGCGCCUCCAUCAUGGGGAAUGGCAGCAUGAUCUUGUUACGUCUGUGCUCUAAUCAUGAUGAUGUAUUUAUGUAAAGCAAACAUAAUUGCUUCAGGACUAAAUGAAGGAUAAGCAUACUACAUAAAAUAGAAUCUGAACAUUUCUCUCCAGUUAGUGUAAAUUGCAAAUAUGCCGAUAAUUCUGAUAAUAAAAUGGGGUGCACUCUGAACCCUGUUAUGUCAUCAUUGCAAUGUAUGUAGUGUUUCAAAUCCCUUUCCUUGUAACUUUCAGAGAAAGCCAUCUUAUUCUUGUACAAUUUUAGAUGGUAUUAUCAUAGAUAA
Molecule: messenger RNA, 2091 nt
Organism: Balaenoptera ricei (Rice's whale)
Lineage: Eukaryota; Metazoa; Chordata; Mammalia; Artiodactyla; Balaenopteridae
Gene: GLRB
Product: glycine receptor beta
Exons: 10
Coding region: 137-1630 (497 amino acids)
Biological process (GO): chloride transmembrane transport; chemical synaptic transmission; signal transduction
Cellular component (GO): postsynaptic membrane; neuron projection; synapse
Molecular function (GO): transmembrane signaling receptor activity; neurotransmitter receptor activity; extracellularly glycine-gated chloride channel activity
Source: RefSeq, a predicted model, not a curated record